CCCUUCUUUAAUAUCUCUGACCAAACUCGGAAAAUAGUAGCUAGGUUGCUAGCGUUAGCUAUAGCUAUUGACUUGGUGCAUUGGGUUGUUUUAAACCAAAGAGAAUGGCCAAGCAGCUAGAAACGGAUUUGGAUGGAAUGUAGUUUUUUGUGUCACGGGGGUGUUUGUUGUGUAGUGUACUGACCGCGGUGGGGAGGUAUGACUUGGGUGUUGACGCAGUACCUAACCAACGGAAUUUGCAAUACCAGCAUAGACAAAUUGGGAUGGCAAUGAAGCAAGUGCAUCGGGCCUGAGCACGGAGCGCCGACGAUGCUAGGGCUACCAUGGGUAGCGUCACACUGCGCUAUUUCUGCUAUGGCUGCCUCUUCACCUCCGUGACCUGGUCCGUCCUACUCUUCCUCUACUUCAGCCUCGGCCAAGACGGCGGCCGGCCCACCUUCAGGUAUGUGCCCAUCCAGGGGCCCCAAGCCCACCGCUUCCAACCCCGUUUCUCCAAGGGCCCUGGAGGAGGGCCAGAACAUGGCAUUACGGCAGUCCCUGCAGCUGGAGCAGGAGGCAACAAGCAGGCCGAUCUCUCUCCUGAGAUGGGUAUGAUUUUUAAUGAGCAAGACCAGGAGGUGCGCGACAUGGGCUAUCACAAGCAUGCUUUCAACGUACUGAUCAGCAAUCGACUAGGCUACCACAGAGACCUCCCCGACACAAGGGACGACAAGUGCCGAGACAUGAUCUAUCCUCUGUCCCUCCCCGUGGCCAGCGUAGUGAUCUGCUUCUUCAACGAGGCGUUCUCCGCCCUCCUGCGCACCGUGCACAGCGUCCUGGAUCGCACGCCGGCCUACCUGCUGCAUGAGAUUAUACUGGUGGAUGACAGCAGUGAACUAGCUGAUCUGAAGGAAGAUCUUGACAGCUAUGUCCAGCAGCAUAAACUCCAGGUCAAGGUCAAGGUGGUCCGCAACGAGAAGAGAGAGGGAUUGAUCAGAGGGAGGAUGAUAGGUGCUUCUCAUGCCACCGGGGAGGUGCUUGUGUUCCUGGACAGCCACUGUGAGGUGAAUGAGGCGUGGCUGCAGCCCCUGCUGGCUCCCAUCCAGCGGGACCACAAAACAGUGGUGUGUCCCGUCAUCGACAUUAUUAGUGCUGACACCCUGGCCUAUAGCCCCUCCCCCAUUGUCCGGGGGGGCUUCAAUUGGGGGCUGCACUUCAAGUGGGACACCGUGCCCGCCUCAGAGCUCAACAGUCCCGACGGAGCAGUGGGCAGCAUCAGGUCUCCCACCAUGGCAGGUGGUCUGUUUGCCAUGGACAGGAAGUACUUUAACGAGCUGGGCCAAUACGACAGUGGCAUGGACAUCUGGGGUGGUGAGAACCUUGAGAUCUCCUUCCGGAUCUGGAUGUGUGGUGGCCAGCUCCUGAUCAUCCCCUGCGCGCGGGUGGGUCAUAUAUUCCGUAAACGCCGGCCUUACGGGUCACCCGGAGGUCAGGACACCAUGGCCCACAACUCCCUGCGAUUGGCCCACGUAUGGAUGGAUGAAUACAAGGAGCAGUACUUAAACCUGCGUCCGGAACUCCGGGAACGUGCCUACGGCGACAUCAGCGAGCGGCAGUCGGUGCGCCAACGGCUGCAGUGUCGCUCUUUCAAGUGGUACCUGGACACCAUCUACCCCGAGAUGCAGGUUGCCUCGCCCCACAACAAGCCCCAGCAGCCUGUGUUCGUCAACAAGGGACUCCGCCGGCCAAAAGUGUUGCAGAGAGGCCGGCUGCGGAACCUGAAGGCUGACAAGUGUCUGGUGGCCCAGGGGAGGUCCACCCAGAAGGGGGGCGCCGUGGUGCUGAGGUCCUGUGACACUCACAACACAGAACAGGAGUGGGCCUAUGAUGAGGAGCACGAGUUGAUCCUAGCCGGCCUGCUGUGUCUGGACAUGUCGGAGAUCCGCUCGUCUGACCCACCCCGCCUCAUGAAGUGUCACGGCUCAGGGGGCUCCCAACAGUGGACCCUCGGGAAAAGCAACCGGCUGUAUCAAGUCUCAGUGGGCCAAUGCCUGGCCGUGGUCGACCCAAUCAGCCCCAAGGGAUAUGUUGCCACGGCAAUCUGCAACGGCUCUCAGUCCCAGCAGUGGCAGUUGGAGGGCUGAUGUUGAUACCCCACGACUAGUUACAUACCAGACGCUGACUGCCCCCCCCCCCUCUGGAUGGGGGGAGUACUGCAUGCUGCUACAACUAAGCAAGAGAGGGAUGGAACUAAUUAUAUGGACUGUGUUCUUGAAGAAAACGAAUGCUGUUUGUCUUCAGAACUGCUUCCGGCCUGACGUGCACAAAGUAUGGAGCUCUAAGUGGGUACGCUAUAUGUACUGUAGUCAUUCGUAUGCCUGACUUCCCCCUCUUGAAAAUUAGUAUUCCAUGUCCUGUUUUAGAUAAUUAUUUUUACAAUGCAUCAUGCAAAUUAUUUUUAAUUUAAUCCAAUUUGCACAGCACUCUUGCAUUAGACAAUUCAGAGAAACGUGUAAUCUUGUAUAAGUCCCAAACAAGUGUUUACUAAGAACAAUGAACUGUCAGUGUUAGAGGUUUUAGAGUUAAAUUGCAUUUUAUUCUGUACUUAUUACAAUCUGAUAUUAAUUGCUAUGA
Oncorhynchus keta (chum salmon) is the source of this 2613-nucleotide messenger RNA. RefSeq names its product polypeptide N-acetylgalactosaminyltransferase 11-like. Gene Ontology annotation, biological process: regulation of Notch signaling pathway. Gene Ontology annotation, molecular function: Notch binding. Lineage: Eukaryota; Metazoa; Chordata; Actinopteri; Salmoniformes; Salmonidae. Gene Ontology annotation, cellular component: Golgi apparatus. Bases 324 to 2123 code for a protein of 599 amino acids. The record is from RefSeq and is a predicted model, not a curated record. The transcript is spliced from 12 exons.